AUUUAUUUUUUAUACGAGGCAUUCAUCAGCCAGAGACUAGAGGUCUGGGCCCCGGUCUACUCUCCACGUUCUUUCCUGCCAAAAUUCCUUUCGGAAUUUCUACAGCUACAAAAUGUCCCACAGAAAGUUCCAUGCCCCUCGUCAUGGCUCCUUGGGCUUCUUGCCAAGGAAAAGAUGCAAGAGACACAGAGGAAAGGUGAAGUCAUGGCCAAAGGAUGACCAAAGUCAGAAACCACAUCUAACUGCUUUUGUUGCUUUCAAAGCUGGAAUGACUCAUAUUGUGAGAGAGGUAGACAGAGUUGGUUCAAAAUCUCACAAAAAAGAGGUUGUUGAGGCUGUUACCAUUGUUGAAGCCCCACCAAUGGUGGUGGUUGGUGUUAUUGGAUACAUUGAGACACCACGUGGUUUGAGGCAGCUAACAACAGUCUGGGCAGAACAUCUUGGUGAAGAAUGCAAACGCAGAUUCUACAAGAACUGGUACAAAUCAAAGAAGAAGGCAUUCACCAAAGCCAGCAAGAGAUGGUCUGAUGAACAAGGCAAAAAGAGCAUCGAACAAGACUUCCAAAAAUUGAAGAAGUACUGCAAAGUCAUCAGGGUUAUUGCACAUACACAGCAAAAGCUGCUGAAACUGAAGCAAAAGAAGGCACACAUCAUUGAAAUUCAAGUUAAUGGAGGAACUGUUGAUGAGAAAGUUGAGUGGGCACGAAACCUCAUGGAAAAGAAAGUCACUAUCCAUAACACUUUUUACCAGGAUGAAAUGAUUGAUGUUAUUGGCGUCACCAAAGGUCAUGGUUUCAAAGGGGUAACCUAUCGUUGGGGAACCAAGAAGCUUCAGCGCAAGACUCACAAAGGUCUCAGAAAGGUUGCCUGUAUUGGUGCAUGGCAUCCAGCCAGAGUCCAGUACUCUGUCCCAAGAGCUGGUCAAUGUGGAUAUCACCACCGUGUAGACAGAAACAAGAAGAUUUACCGCAUUGGACAAGGAAUCCAUACCAAAGAUGGCAAAAUUAUCAAGAAUAAUGCAUCCACUGAGUAUGAUCUUACUGACAAGUCAAUCACCCCCAUGGGUGGAUUCCCACAUUAUGGUGAAGUCAAUGAUGACUUUGUUAUGCUCAAGGGUUGCAUACCUGGCCCAAAGAAGCGUGUUAUCACCUUAAGAAAGUCACUGAUGCCUCAAGUUUCCCGAAAGGCCCUUGAAAAGAUCACUCUGAAGUUUAUUGAUACAUCAUCCAAAUUUGGUCAUGGACGCUUCCAACAUGUUGAUGAGAAGAGAAGCUUUAUGGGACUCCAGAAGAAAGAUAGAAUUGAUAGAAAUGGCAGCAACUAAUAGCUAUGAGAAAUGGAAAUAAAUUGAUUGAAAA
Messenger RNA from Rhopilema esculentum, 1358 nucleotides. RefSeq names its product large ribosomal subunit protein uL3. Gene Ontology annotation, cellular component: ribosome; cytosolic large ribosomal subunit. Gene Ontology annotation, biological process: translation. Gene Ontology annotation, molecular function: RNA binding; structural constituent of ribosome. NCBI's taxonomy places the organism in Eukaryota, Metazoa, Cnidaria, Scyphozoa, Rhizostomeae, Rhizostomatidae. The record is from RefSeq and is a predicted model, not a curated record.